Molecule: messenger RNA, 729 nt
Organism: Penaeus monodon (black tiger shrimp)
Lineage: Eukaryota; Metazoa; Arthropoda; Malacostraca; Decapoda; Penaeidae
Product: salivary glue protein Sgs-3-like
Exons: 2
Coding region: 1-729 (242 amino acids)
Source: RefSeq, a predicted model, not a curated record
AUGCCCUUUACUUAUCCUGCCCUCAUGCUCCUUACCCAUCCCCCUUACACAUGCCCCUUAUCCAUGCUGCCCUCAUGCCCCUUACCCACGCUAGACUCCGCGGACCAAGAGUCUUCAAAGGAAGCCCAAAUCAAGCCAUGUAAGCGCCUCCAAGAGAAGCCCAAUCAAGCGCCUCCAAGAGAAGCCCAAUCAAGCGCCUCCAAGAGAAGCCCAAUCAAGCGCCUCCAAGAGAAGCCCAAUCAAGCGCCUCCAAGAGAAGCCCAAUCAAGCGCCUCCAAGAGAAGCCCAAUCAAGCGCCUCCAAGAGAAGCCCAAUCAAGCCCAAUCAAGCGCCUCCAAGAGAAGCCCAAUCAAGCGCCUCCAAGAGAAGCCCAAUCAAGCCCAAUCAAGCGCCUCCAAGAGAAGCCCAAUCAAGCGCCUCCAAGAGAAGCCCAAUCAAGCGCCUCCAAGAGAAGCCCAAUCAAGCGCCUCCAAGAGAAGCCCAAUCAAGCCCAAUCAAGCGCCUCCAAGAGAAGCCCAAUCAAGCGCCUCCAAGAGAAGCCCAAUCAAGCGCCUCCAAGAGAAGCCCAAUCAAGCGCCUCCAAGAGAAGCCCAAUCAAGCGCCUCCAAGAGAAGCCCAAUCAAGCGCCUCCAAGAGAAGCCCAAUCAAGCGCCUCCAAGAGAAGCCCAAUCAAGCGCCUCCAAGAGAAGCCCAAUCAAGCGGCUCUCAAAAAGCCCGAAUCAGCCUUAA